AUGUCUCUGGAGAAAGGCCAGACAGCAUUUAUCGCCAUUAACACCGCAAAGUUCAAGACCCACGUCCUCUUGCAUUCCGAUAAUAUCAUUCAUGCUUCCUACAGCCCUGAUACCAAAGACGGGAUUUCUGUCGUGGUAGCCGAUGCUCAAGAUGCCUCCUUGACCUUGUCUAAUGGGCGGACGAAGCGGAUUCCCGCCCUUAAAGAUAGCAAGAAAAAGAAACUCCUCAACGUCGACAUCGGAAAGUGGAACCUAACGCUUGAGUCCUGGGUGCCUGGUCCCGACGAGACAAAGUCGACAUCUGCAAAGAAGAUGCUUCAUCUCGGCACCCAGACAACCCUACAGCCGUGGUCUCAGAUUCCUGUAGUACAGAACGCAUCGGGGGUCGGGACAUACACCGCAAACUUUCAACUUCGCAUUCCAAGCAAAGAUACCAUCACGGUGUUACAGUUUGGUCCUGUGCUUAACACGAUGAGAGCUUGGAUCAACGGCACGCAGCUGCCAGCGAUUGACAUUUUUGACCCUCAAAUUGAUACAUCAAGCUUCCUUGUUUCGGGCUCUAACUUGAUAAGAAUCGAGGUUGCAUCUACCUUGUUCAACGCGGUAAAGGCAAGAGUUGAUUAUGUCAAGACAAACGGUGUUGGCCCAGCUGCACCUCCACUGUACACUGCUAUGGAUUGGCAACAGCAUUGGUUGGUUGGACCAGUGAUGGUGAAGUCCUUACGAAGGGUUGACCUGUGA
Messenger RNA from Fusarium oxysporum Fo47, 741 nucleotides. RefSeq lists its product as uncharacterized. The coding region runs from base 1 to 741 and encodes 246 amino acids. The record is from RefSeq and is a predicted model, not a curated record. Lineage: Eukaryota; Fungi; Ascomycota; Sordariomycetes; Hypocreales; Nectriaceae. The transcript has a single exon.